AUGGCCACCCUGAAGCUGGACGGAACAGUGCCCGUUCCCAAGACCGUCAAGUCGCUGAUCGAGCGGCUGUGGUGGCGCAACUUGGCGGACCCCACCACCAUCAGCGGCCUGCUGUCGCUCGUCUACGCGCGGCCGGUGGACGACGAGCUGCUGCUGCAGCGCAUACUGGCCGCCACGGAGCACCCAGGUGCCAUCGACGCGUUCGCCAGCAUCGUGCUGUCCCCCAAGACCAAGGCCUCCUUCGACGACAACCUGCGGCGGCUGGCCUGCCCCGUGCUGCUGUGCUACGGCCAGGCGGACCCCUGGGUCGUGCCCAUGUGGGGCCAGCGCUUCAAGCGCGCCGUGCCGCAUGCCGCUUACUACGAGCUCGCGGAGGUCGGCCACUGCCCCCACCACGAGGCCCCGAUUGCUGUCAACCGCGUGCUCACCAGCUGGGUCACCGCGGUCGAGGAGCGCCUGGCGGCGCAGGCCUCGGGCGGCGGCGGCGGCGGCGGCAGCGGCAGCAUCAACAACAGCAGUCUAAAUGGCAGCAGCGGCGGGAGCGCCGCGCAGGGCGGCAGCAGCAGUAGCAGCAGCAGCGGCAGCAGGGGCAGCAGCGGCGACGACGACCCGCUCUUGGUGCACGGGGAGUUGCGGGUGGGGGAGUCCAUGCGCGUCGCGGAGGCGCGCGGCGGCGAGGUUGUGGUGACGCACGUCGCCGGCGCGCCGCGCAACGUGUUUGAGCGCGCCGACGCCGCACUGUUCGCGCUGCGCCGGCGCUUGAGUACGGCCCUGGGCGGCAGGGCCGCGGCGCCGGUGUGA
Molecule: messenger RNA, 801 nt
Organism: Monoraphidium neglectum
Lineage: Eukaryota; Viridiplantae; Chlorophyta; Chlorophyceae; Sphaeropleales; Selenastraceae
Exons: 5
Coding region: 1-801 (266 amino acids)
Biological process (GO): chlorophyll catabolic process
Cellular component (GO): chloroplast
Molecular function (GO): pheophytinase activity
Source: RefSeq, a predicted model, not a curated record